CGCUCCCCGGGAUGAAUGACCCCUCCCUCCCCGGCAGGGCUGACCGCUCCCCAGCACGGCAGCCGCUGCCCAGAGCCCCUCCGCCCCGGCGCAGGAGGAGCCGCCCCUCCCGGCGCAGGCGCCGCAGCGCUGUCCGGCGCCAUGGCCCGCGGGGCGCUGCUCGGCGCCGUGGCGUGUCUGUGCUUCCUGGCCCCGGCGGCCGAGGCCUUCAAGAGGAGGGGACCCAGCGUGACAGCCAAGGUGUUCUUUGAUGUGAAGAUUGGAGACAAAGAUGUUGGCAGAAUUGUAAUUGGAUUGUUUGGAAAAGUUGUCCCAAAGACUGUGGAGAACUUCAUUGCAUUGGCAACUGGAGAAAGAGGAUAUGGAUACAAAGGAAGUAAAUUUCAUCGUGUGAUCAAAGACUUCAUSAUUCAAGGAGGAGACUUUACAGCUGGAGAUGGAUCAGGAGGAAGAAGCAUCUAUGGAGAAAGGUUUCCAGAUGAGAACUUCAAGCUCAAACACUAUGGAAUUGGCUGGGUUAGCAUGGCUAAUUCUGGCCCAGACACCAAUGGAUCUCAAUUCUUCAUCAGUGUGACAAAGCCUUCCUGGUUAGAUGGAAAACACGUAGUAUUUGGCAAAGUCCUUGAUGGAAUGUCGGUGGUUCACUCGAUAGAGCUCCAGCAGACAGAUGAACAUGACCGGCCCCUUCAAGACUGUGUGAUUGUGAACAGUGGCAAAAUAGCUGUAAAGGAACCAUUUGUGGUUGAAGUUGGUGACUGGUGAGACCAACAAUCAGAAUGAAAAGUAAAACUUAAUCACUUUUCUUUAAUGCCCGUUUUUGACUGAUCUCAACUAUCCAUCGAGUGAGUUUUCUCAAAACAUGAGGCUGUAUUUAAGCAAUACUUACCAUUUGCCAAGUACAUAAAAGAUACGACUAUUUCUAUAACAACUUGAUGGAGCUGUCACUCCUUGAAAUUCAAGACAUAGCCCAUAAAAUUCUAGGUCUUGCAGAAAAAUCUUUAAUGAAAAAUUAUAGCAAUAAUUCAAUUUUUUCAAAGUUUAAAAUACAGUCAUUUUGUUCUCUUUGGAAAUGUUAGCAAUAUUUGUUUUUGUCUUACCAACUGAAAAUAUUUACUGUAACAGUACCAGCAUUUAAAAAAAAUUUAAAAAAAAUACAGAAGAGUUUUGAAUUAAUAAA
Messenger RNA from Malurus melanocephalus (red-backed fairy wren), 1177 nucleotides. It is a transcript of the gene PPIC, whose product is annotated as peptidylprolyl isomerase C. Bases 16 to 762 code for a protein of 248 amino acids. NCBI's taxonomy places the organism in Eukaryota, Metazoa, Chordata, Aves, Passeriformes, Maluridae. The record is from RefSeq and is a predicted model, not a curated record. Gene Ontology annotation, molecular function: peptidyl-prolyl cis-trans isomerase activity. The transcript is spliced from 5 exons. Gene Ontology annotation, biological process: protein peptidyl-prolyl isomerization. Gene Ontology annotation, cellular component: intracellular membrane-bounded organelle.